Molecule: messenger RNA, 1098 nt
Organism: Funneliformis geosporum
Lineage: Eukaryota; Fungi; Glomeromycota; Glomeromycetes; Glomerales; Glomeraceae
Source: the annotation of a GenBank genome assembly
AUGGCAGAUCAAAACACCACUACAACAAGUACCACUAAACCUGAGGUAUCAACUAGCAUUCAAGAAGUUCCUGAAACGAAUGCUGAUGUUAAAAACGAAGUGAAAACCGAGGAACUUAAAGAGGAACCCAAAAUUGAACCUAAAAAAGAACAACCUGAAGUACUUAAAAAAGAAGAGCCCAAAAAAGAAGAGCCUAAAAAAGAAGAGCCUAAAAUAGUAGAGGUUAAAAAAGAAGAGCCCCCAAAAGAAGAGCCCAAAAAAGAAGAGCCUAAAAUAGAAGAGGUUAAAAAAGAAGAACCUAAAAUAGAAGUGGAUAAAAAAGAAGAGGUUAAAAAAGAAGAGCCUAAAAAAGAAGAGGAUAAAAAAAAAGAGGAUAAAAAAGAAGAGACUAAAAAAGAAGAGGCUAAAAAAGAAGAGGCUAAAAAAGAAGAGGCUAAAAAAGAAGAGGUUAAAAAAGAAGAGGUUAAAAAAGAAGAGGUUAAAAAAGAAGAACCUAAAAUAGAAGAGGUCAAAAAAGAAGAACCACAAGUAAAGCAGCCAGAGCCGAUUAGUGCUGCUAUUGUUGCAGAAGAGAAACCUAAAGAGAUUGCUAAAGAAACUAAGGUUGUUGAACCAAAACUUGAAGAGACUAAAGUUGGAGAACCAACUAAUGAAGCACCAACCAAAGUGGAACCAGCGAAAGAGGAACCAAUUAAAGAAGAACCAACCAAAAAGGAACCGGCUAAAGAGGAAUUAAUUAAAGAACCAAAGAAGGAAGAACCAAAACAAGAAGAACCAAAUCAAAAAGGGAAAGAGAAUUCUAAAGUUGAAGCAGUGGAAAAGAAAACUGAAGAAGUAUCAAAAGUAGUCGAAGAACAGAGUAAAGCAAGCCCCCCCGAAUCUAACCCACCCGAAGUUCCACCUAAAACUGAAGAUCAAACCGCUGAAGAUGCUCCCGAAGUUCCACCUAAAAAUUUAGAAAGUACCAGAGAAGUUGAAUCAAUUAAUAAGCGGAAGAGUCUCAUGAAAAAAUUCAAAGAAUACUUUUUCAAAAAAGAAACCAAAGAACCAACACCCGAAGCUAAAAAUACUAAAGAUACUAAAAUUGCAGAAACUUAA